Messenger RNA from Topomyia yanbarensis, 15575 nucleotides. RefSeq lists its product as uncharacterized. Gene Ontology annotation, cellular component: extracellular region. The transcript is spliced from 3 exons. NCBI's taxonomy places the organism in Eukaryota, Metazoa, Arthropoda, Insecta, Diptera, Culicidae. The record is from RefSeq and is a predicted model, not a curated record. The coding region runs from base 740 to 1795 and encodes 351 amino acids.
UAUCCCCGCAGUCGGUUGUGUUUGUCUUCUCGCAGAGAAAUAUUCUACUGAUUAAAAUAAUACAAGUCUAUCUUCGAUAAAAUCUGUCCGUCGUUUGCCACAUUUAAUAAGUAGAGAAUAAAUCAUUCCAAGUCGCCGCCGACUGAUCUGCCGAAACUUGUGGCUUCCUACCAGAACAUUCGCUAGCAUAAUAUUAGUGGUGAAAUAGAAUUUGAUGGAGUUGGUGGCUCCACGGUAGAGCGGAAGAAUGUAAGUGCGUGUUCGCUAUUUUGUGAGUGAGAAUUUGUUCGAAGGCAACCCGGGACAGGCUUCAGUAAUCAUUGUGCGCGAGAAGGAUACGGAUGACAGCACGAAAGCUCCUGAAGUUGGAAUGGAUCCAAUCUCCCCUUUCCGCGCCGACCAGUACUCAUCCUCUCCAGGCCUGUGUUUGGUUGGGCUUCUGAAGCGGUGGAAAUGUGAUACGUUCAAACAUUCGGAAGAUUGCCUUCGCGAGCGAUAGAUGAUAGAAUGCAUGUCGCAGCUGUUGCUCAGAUUACCCCAAUCUCCGGAAAUGCGUGGAACUUACCACAACUGGUGGCGUGUACCCGUCGAGAAAACGAAAUGAAAACCCAUUCGAGGAAUACGCUGGCGUUAGUGAUAUACAUUUAGGGAGCAGUGUGUUCUAAUACUCAAAAACAACUAAAAGUGACGAAAAGCUCGUAGUGAUUGUUUUUCCUUGCUUCAGUGAAGUGUGUCAAAAAUGGCCUUACAGAAAAAGUUAUCUAAUAACGAUUUCGAGCUACUCUCGAUCAACAAAAUGAAUAACAACAGUGGCAACAACGAUCCGAACGGUAACGGAAACGGUAUUGUUGGUAUCAUCAGCAGCGGUGCUGGAGCAAGCAACAGUAACACCAACAGCAGCAUCAAGAUGCCACAGAAGAAGAUCCAGUUCAGUACGCCCGAGUUCAGCAUCACUCCGAUCGAGACGUUGCCCGGCAGUACAAUACGUCCUCCGCCCAGCCGGAAAAGAGAGGAAGCCAUCGUGAUGGCAAACCUGCGGAAGCGCGUCGCCGCAUCGGAUCUGAACAAAACUCCUCGGAGAAUCAUCCCCGUUCCAAAUCUGGACGACAUCAGCAUCAACGAUACCGGUCAAACGCAGGACCAGAUGGACAAUCGACCGUUACUCCCGAAAGCGGUCGGAUCCGCAUUGGGGAAUGAUCGUAAGGAUCGAUCAAAGAACGGAAACGACGGUGGUGAAGAAUCACCAAAAGUAAAGAUUGUCAUGGAUAAGGACUUUAUUUUCGAGUGCAUGUGCUGGCAUAACGAGUACCGGAUGAGGCACGGAGCGCCAGCGUUAGGCAUUUCCUCAGAACUAUGCGAAAUGGCUUCACAGUGGGCAAAUCAUCUAGCGAGUACGAACGAGUUGUACUAUCAGAGCGGAGGAACCUACGGACAGAACAUAUUCUGCUGUCCUGCGAAUUCUCUACUCACGGAUCUAUCGGGUCAAGAGGUUGCCACCUAUUGGUAUAGUACCAACCGAAGGUACGACUACUUUAAGGAAAGCCACUUGCUCCACACCAACGUCAACACGGGCCACUUUUCGCAGAUGGUGUGGCGUGCCAGUAAAUACUUCGGGGUCAGCAAGUCCAUCUCCAAAUCGGGCAAACUGUUUGUGGUGGCCUACUACUACCCGGCCGGCAACGUGAUGGGUGAGUUCCGACAAAAUGUUCUGCCCCCGAUUGUGACGAGCGAAGAUCCGCACCUGUCGCGUCCUCCUUCCGCUAAAGAUCUGGAUAAUCUGAGUGCUUCCCACUGAGUAAAUAAGAAACGGUGUUCCAUUAUGUAACAUAUAAGAUAUUUUCUAAGCCAGAAGCUAACCGCAUGGAUUUCAUUGUGUUGCAAGAAACUAAUCCAAUCUUAUGUACAGGCGUUGUAGAGAAAUCCUAUUUGGUUGCUGGGAUAUGGUCAUACAGGACAACCAAAAUGAAGAGCUUCAGUAUAAUCGUCAAAAGUUGCAGUAAUACCAACAAAAAACAAACAUGCCAACAGCUUUCAUGACUAGUGCUAAUAUUUUAGGCAAACAGUGUCCAUAUAUAGUGUAGCAGUGCAAAUUAAUUUAUCAUAUGAGCAAAACCAGAAAAUAUCAUAACCUCGCGAGAGCCUUCCAUUCAAAUUGUUACGGUAGAACAAUCCUAGCUGUAACAGCAGCAUAAGCGAUGAUGGUAUGUAGGUAGCUAAGACUAGUCUACUCACGCUUCCAGCUCUGUUCCGUCUGACAACGACACAGAGAACAGAUGCAUGCCGGAUGGGCUCCUCGAGCCAGAGUGGAGAAACAGCAGCGUGCUCUACGAAGAAAUCAUAUUACAACUCAUUAGACUGCUUCCCGUUGUGAACCAAAGAAAGGAUAUAAUCGAAUAUUAAUUGAAUACAUCGUGUAAUCAUACGGCACUGUAAUUAGCUUUAGACAAAAAUUUGAUUAGUACAGCUUAAAUGAACGAAAAAUAUGCGAAAGACUGCCAUGUGGUUGGUGCAGGGAAUUUCGAGCUAUGUAAAGUGGGAAUGCUUCACUUUUAGCGAUGAUUUUGCAUGACUGCCCGGUUCUAAUUUGUAUAAAUUCCAGAUUAAAUAGAAUAUGUAACUAAAUUAUAAUGGAAUCUAUGUUCCGUAACAAGUUUGUUAUAACUCUGUUGUCCUCAAUUGAUAAAACACAAAAAGUUUGAAAGCAUUUUGGUCUGAUGUUCGGUUUACAUUACAAUUCGAUUUCGAAUGAAAAAAGAAGAACAAAUUUACAUCUAAGGACUAAACUAUUCAAAAUCUGUGUUCUAUCGUCCGGAUUGUAAAAGAGAGCAAAGGUUGUUUUCAACAAUACCAUAUUUCGAAAAAUUCUCAAUAUAAAUCAGAAAAGAACCAGAGUUAUUUGAGAUUCUUAGCUUCGAUAAUUUUAAUCUUUAAUUUCAGGUUAAUUUGCACCACUCAGCGAGUUUUGUUAUUAUACCCAAAAUGCAAAAUUGCAAUCAAACUCGCAGGAAAAUUGGCGAACAACAGAAUCUAAAUUUUAGAGAAUUUUAUCACCAAAGCAAAGACAAUUUUUUUUACAAAAACUACUACAAAUAGUAAUGAAAAAAGACACAAGUCUAGACUAGCUAAUAUGAAAUAGCAGGUGAGAUCAAAAUCGAACAAAACAUUCGAGAUAUAGUAUAAGAAGAAUAGCCAUAAACUUACCAUAACUAUGGAACAAAACAAUCGUUCGACAUCAGAAAGAAAUUGGACACCGUUUUCAAACUCCCGAGUAUUACAAAAAAAAAGAAUGAAAAAGUGGAAGACUUCAUAUUUACAGCAGAUAAACAAAAGGAUCCGAAUGCAGGAGCGUAGUUAAAACUAACGUUUAAGAAUACACCCGUAAUGAUAUAGCCUGUACUAUAUAACCAGCUAUACACCCUCUAUCCCAUAAAUAGUCGAUAAGUGACGAACGAAGCCAACAUGAAUUCAUCACGCACCCUAAAGUGAGAAGUAGUGAAUAUUGAAAUCAUGUGAUGCCGCGAUAGGUCAUUGAGUUAUGACAAGUUCACACCGGAACGUACGCUUUUCUCCGCCCACACACACACACAAACGCGCAAAUUUCGACCCCAGCCUAGCCAUUCUAACUAUAUACACUUAUGCAUCUGUGUAUCCUCAGCUUUUGAAUUCGAAUAAAGUCACGAUUUCUUCAUCGCAGCUAUAAUAAUCGCGCGGGUGAAGCCAAUAAAAGCUCCGAUCUGGAAAAUUUAUUCGCCACGAAAAUGUUAAUCACAGGAAGGUACGUGCGCAGCUGGUGCCUUUGCUGGUGGCGAAAAUGAAUCGCACCCCGCCCAGCAAGGAACGUCUCGUCGUAAAUUCAACUGUUAGGUUUUAUUGCAGUAUAGAGCUAUAUCUGUAAUUGUGUGUUAUUAUUUAUAGGGUUUCCUAUGUUCGCCAUUGCGGUAAAAUAAUUCUCCGAUCAACGCCCUUGCAGGAGCGGCAGAUGACGUAAUGUAUUUCAAACUGCGUCAUUAAUGUGUAGCACAAGUCAAUCAGGGAACAUGCUUUUGAAAAAUUCAUAUCAGAUAUUAUUAACCCUUUCAUUCCCAUUCUGCUUAUAACCAACAACGUUUUCAAACAGCUAAAACUAUUGAUUGAGGCAAGAUUUGCACACAAAAACAAGUAUGGCUAAUAAAUGUGACGACAGAUAAGACCCGAUUUUUUCUACCCCCCGACUUUAUCAGCCUCACAUGUUAAUUGAUAGUUAAUAGUUUGAUGGGCUCUAGCAGACGAACCAAUUUGAAUUCAAGUAAAUCCUUUCUUGAGCAUGUUUUUCUUAGCUUAGAGAUCCGAAAUAUGCAAAAAAAAUUUUUUUUAGAUUUUGCACUUUUAGACCCUCUUAACCCUCCGGAUGUCGCGCUUAUGGCCCACUUAACGAGCAACCGCUGGUGCCCUAAGACGAUCUCGCUGGAUUUUCAGAGCAGCGUGCACUCAGUGCAGUAGCGCGACUGCCGGAAGGUUAAUGGCAAUUUACGCUAAAUAAUGAGAAAAAGCUAGGGACUAAAAAAGAAUAUUUUAAGAGCUUCGGUUUCCUAAAAAGAAAGAAAAAUGUAUGUCCCGAUUUUGUCAAUGUCCCCGUUUUAUCAGCCUAAAAUUCACCAAGGAGCUGAUAAAAAUGGGUCCUCACUGUACUGCCUUUUAUUUGAGCAUUAACAGUUACAAGGAUCAGCUCUAGAACUAGAGUUAUUACAAUUAUUCUGAUUGGAAUCCGAUGGAGCAGUGCUGCCAGUGACAGUUCACAUGGACGACGAAAAUGAAAUGUUCAUAUAUCUUCUUAUAUUUUGCAAUUUUGAAAAUUGAUAAAACCUGUCAAUUUAGACUGUCCUCGACUACGUUUUUCACGCAAUCAGACUGUUGUAAAUGGUCUAGAAGAAUUGUAUUGAGCAUUGGAAGGUAAAAAUUGAGCAGCUUCUAGCACUGCGAGAGAAUCACCCAUUUUUAUGAAAAAAGGGUUUUCGUGUUUCUUAACUCUACCGUUUUCAGGCACUAGAAAAAUAUUGGGCAUGAAAGAGUUUAAUGUUUUUUUGAUCCCGCACGUUAAGUUAGCUGUAAGGUGCUAAUGCUUUUGCGUUUCACCCAAUGUUCGAAACUAUUCUUGCACAACAUAAGAAAACAUCAUCGAAAUUAAUAACGCGAUACGAAUAAAACAUGUGUGAUGAGUAUGCUUUCUCAUAUCGUACAGAUCAGAAACGCACCGCUUGCGAACUGCGUACAAAAAUACUACUAGCGCCGCGCCACUCUUACGUGUACGUGUAACAAAUGGAUACAGCCAAGUUCCGUUGCUCCCAACUGCGAGUGCAAUAAGUAAACAACAAAAAAAAAUUGCCCACUACGAGAGAACACAAUCGCGAUUGACUUUUCACAGGCCUGUUUUAGAACUACAGUGCACGAGGUGGAACAGUUGAUCAAGGUGAAAAUGGAACUUGUUCUUGUUGUAGCUACGUCAUACGAGACAAGUAGUACUAAUAACGUUCAACUCUUUAGCCGUGGCAGAAAUCUUCAUAGCAAAGAACAACAUGCAACACGACGUCGAUUUUGAAAAACGUCAAAACCAAUUUCCCCGUGUAUAUGGACCCCGUGUAUAUGGACCUUGAUCGGACGGAAAUUCGCCUACACGAUUUGACAUCGCGGGCGCACGAAACAUAUCAAGAGAUUCAUAUUUAAGUAGGGAAAAUGGAAUCCGUCACAAACGACACUUGGACUCUUUGUCCCUUACAUUCUUAACGGUGUACGGGUGGUGCGAAUGUGGCUGAACCAACCUAUACCUUCUAACAUGACUUUCGAUGACAGAUCACGUGCCAGAUCUGUAGCCAGACGGCACACUAUGGUAAGCCAUGCGCCAAAAUAACUAAAGACAAUUUAUUUACUACAACGAACUCCACCAAAUUCGACGUCUGAGUCAACGAGCUCAUUUUGAAUCAAGAGUUAUUUUGUAAAACGGCGUUAAAGUUUCUGCGUGUAACAGUUACAAAAAAAUGUUCGAUUACCGUAGUUGAUACAGCGAAACUGUGCAAACGAGAUUAAUAUUUCUGCGCCGAAAAAUUUACACUGAAAAAAUGCUGUCAUUUUUCACAACAAAUUUUUUUGAUGAAAAUACAAAUUGCAAAAAACACCAUUUUUCUAAAUUUCUUUAUAAAUAAAAUUCCAAAGAGAGAAGAAACAUUUACAAUGUGGUUGUAUGAUCGAGAUCAUAUAUCAGUUAAAAAGUGUUUCCAACAACAACUUUAUACAUGAUUUUAAAUUUCAUGCUAAUUGACAGACAUAAAUGUGAUUUGAUUACAGAAUAUGAUUCUAAAUUUCAUUUCAAACUAAAAUAUAUUUAACAAAAAAAUUUCAAAAUGCGAUAGUUGUCGAGAUAUUUGGAAUUUCGCUCCAACAAAAACAAUUAUCUCAUAAAUUGGCACAAAGGUUCACUACGAGAUUUAUCAGACUCAAGCAACUGCAAACCUAAUCUACUGUUUCUGGUUAUCUGAAAUUUCAAAUAGCCGAUAUCGUCUUCUCCGAUGGGCUAACUCCACCUGCUGACUCUGUAGAUCUCUAGUUACUUAGCUGCCUAGCGGACAAAUAUUUCUGUUUAUUAGGCAUUGCGUUAUUUUCACGGAGUACCGAUAGUACUUCAUUCUUGCUAUUCCUUAGUUUUGCCUACCAUCACGAUAUCGGUAGAUAACACUUCACUCACAAUUCGCUGGAAAUUUUUUCAAGCGCAUCAGGAUUUUGCAUCUCAUUAAGCUCCUGUUGGUCAUAAAGGGCGUAAAUCUAGUUCUACGUGGUAGAAAGCCAAUGUAAAGUACAGCUUUGAAAAAAAAUUCGAGAUCAUUUGAUGGAAAAACAAAUUAAUAGUAUGGUUAAGAUUCGUCAAAGUUAUCAAAGUUUCAUAAAUCAUUCGACCUGCAUAGUGAAUCUUGAAUUGCUUAGUCAAAAUUCAAUGGGCAACAUCUUUGGUUUUGGUUCGACACUUUACACUUCCGUUCAAAAUGACCCAAGUUUCUGCAUAUGUUAUCAGAAUUCCGUAGUCAAACAUUAUCUGCAACAGUUCGAUUCGUUUCACUGAAUCGUACGCCGCCUAGAAAUGCGGAUGCUUAAAACAGAUGGAGAGUCCGUAAGAUAUAUUCCCGGCAUUCAUUCAGUAUUUGUCGUAGGGUAAAUAUCGUGGUCGUUGGUGUUCUUUCGCGAAACCCGAUUUUGUAUUCGCCGACAAAGGAUUCAGCCAAGUCUGCUAACAGAACACAGGAGAGUACCUAAUAGACCACAUUGAGAAUAAUUUUUCUUUCAUGUUCGGCCGGGAUUCUGUCAUUCUGUAUGGUCUUUUCGUCAACAAAAAUAAAGAUUACCGAUGUAUAAGUAGCUCAGUACAGAUAUGAGAGAAAGGAACUCUAUAGUCGAGAGCCUGUAAAGGGUGGAACGGUCAAAAAUUGAUCAAACAUGAUUAAAUGCACACUGAUUAUAUUGUUUUUGAAACGGACAAACUACAAACCUUUUUGAACUUCAGCAAGGACAAAAUAUUUUUAAAAAAAUUAUGUGAUUAGGAUUGCGAAUUGUCGGGCUUUACGUUUCACACCUUUUAUCAGAUUUUGUAACAGUGCUGUGUUCACUUUAUUUAUUGUCGACUACGACUUACCCGUUGUUUUCCAUUCCUGAGCCAUUUUCCCGCAGCGCCAGAAAAUUACAUCCCACUAACACAAUUCGGAGCAUCUUUCUUUUUUUCGAAAAAGGCAUUUCUACAAUCAUUCCUGGUGGCAGAUAUCUUGGAAUUGACAAUGCCAAUUGUCAUGAAAAUUUUGCUUUUCAACCCACGUGUGCAAAUAACCUGCCAAACCAAGUAUUUUUCAGAAGCUUAGACAACUUGUUCUGCAUAAUCAUGUUUAAAACCUUCCAUUUCCGGUAAAACUAGUGACGUAGGAAUUGCUUGAAAUUCACCUAGACCUAUGGGCAGAUCACUCUAAGAAUGUGUAACAAGUUUGCAUCAAAUUAGAAUAAUUUCCAUUUUUUCAUCAACUUUGCACUGCCUCGCAGAAAAGUUUGUUUACCAAACGUCUAAAGCUGAUCCAAUUUGGUCGGCGGUUUGUUGAAUGCAGGGCAAGUUUUUUUUGUAGGAUUUUGACGUCAUCGCAAAAUACAUUGCACGCAAUGCAAAAUACAUUAUGAAUUUCUAUUUUGAGGGAAAGAAAUAUAUUCAAUUUCGCUGAUUUUUAAAAAUGCAUCACAAGUGAUCUACCCCUAGACCUAGACGUAUAUUUUCAAAAACAAAAUAUAGGCAACAUAAAAUAGAAGCAAUAUACGACAAAUGUAUCAUUAUUUUAUCAUUCCACCCUUCACACUAGUAAAAGUAUGUAGGGUAAAGUGCCUAUUUUCACCAUACUAAGCAGGGUGACUCACUAGUUCAUUAAUUUCUCGGUCUACAAUCAAUGGAAUGCGUAAAAAUUGACAUCAACUGCUUUGCUUCGUUGUUAAGAACCAAUAUACUAACACAAAUACGCUGAAAACAGUGAAAUUCCCGUGUUUGAGCGCAACGAAAACACGAAUCGAGUGCCCCUAUUGUUGCACUACCAUUUGACUCAAUGCGUUGAACAAAGAUGGCAGACACUGCUCUAACCAAUGGCUUCAAAUGGGUAGGGUGGUAAUAGAAACAUGGCGAAAAUGGGCUCAUCACCCUAUUUUAUUUUUCAGCUACUGUCAAAAAUUAGAAAAUUUAAAUAAAACAUAACAAACUGUGUUUCUGCAAAAUUAAUAACUUCUCUGAAACGUGUCCCUCAAAACAUUUCAAAGUUUUUUUGAGCGAAGAAAAAAGUUUUCGCAUCCUCUAAAACAUAUUCAUAGAUCCUUUCAAUCAUCGUGAACUAGUUAAUGAUUCCAAAUAUAAUAGUCACGAUUCAAUAUCCGUGCUCUUGAAAUAGUUAACAAAAUCACACAAUGUUAUUCAUGUAUACGUGAACUGAUUCCUGAUUUCAGGAGAAUUAGUUGCAACUCAACAUUUAUGAUCAUGAAAUAGAUCAUGAAAUAAAUUUUUAUAUAUUCGUGAACUACGUUCAUUAUUCCUUGUAUUAUAGUCACGAUUUACCAUUCGAGCUCGGCCAAUAAUUUACAAAAUAUUAUUCAUGUAUACGUGAACAAAUUUAUGAUUUCUAGCGACUGACCAUUUGUGCUCUUGAAAUAGUUUACAAAAUCAUGAAAUCUUGUUCAUAGAAACGUGAACUGAUUCAUGAUUCCUAAUAUAAUAGUUUUACCGGACCAUGUGGCCGUGAAAUAAUUCACAAAAUCAAAAAACAUCGUUCAUGUGUUCGUGAACUAGUUCAUGAUUCCUAGUAGUGCUAGUGUGCUUGAUAUUUAGAAGACAUCCGGAAUCAUUUUCUAGUUCAUACAACUCUGCACAAGGUUGUGAAAUUUUCACGUGAACUUUUUUACAAAAGUUGGGUUUUGUCGUGAAAUUUCAUACAUUUAUGUACAGCCCAUAGCGAUUAGUAAUAGGUUCGAACAGCAGAUAUCAGGAAACUAUUAAGACCUCGAACAUCAUUAUUCAUUCGAUAAGGUUCAAUGUGAUCUCUGAACAGAAAAUGAAAACUGCGCUUAGCAUCAAUAAUAUAUUAUAGAACCACGAAUCUUGUUCGUGAUGUUGUUCACAAAACAAGAUACCGCGAAUCAGUUACGCUUUUAUGAACCAAAUCAUAUUGUCACGUUACCCCGAAUGAAAAAUCCUACAGUAAUUAUAUAUGAACAAUAUUUACAUUACGGCACGUGGCAAAUUCGAACAUGAGCUCAAGAAUAAAAUAUCACGAUAACAUGCAUAUAAAUUACGAAAAACGUGACUAAGAUUCUGAAAUCAUGAACAUAAAUUACACUACUCGUGAUUAAAAUAUCAAAAAUCGUGACUAUAAUCCUGAAAUCACGAACACAUAUCACUCUACAUGUGACUAAAAUAUCACGAUAACGUAAAUAGAAAUUACAGAAUUCGUGACUGUGAUCCUGAAAAAUUCAAUGCAAUACUCGUGAAUAAAAUAAUACGAAAACGUGAAUAUAAAUUACGAAUAUUGUGAGUAAAACCCAGAAAUUUUGAACAUAAAUCGUGUAACUUUGCCAUAAAAACCAGAUAUUUAAUUCGUGAAUAAAAUAUCACAGUAACGUGAUGUGAAAUUACGAAAAUCACGAUAAGCUCCUGGAAUUAUGACCAUCGUUUUAGUUUUUUUUUUAAUUCAUUUAUUUGACACGGCUCGUUGCGUAAGUUUAAAGGAGCCGUGGGUCUUUUUUUAUAUACUUACAGUAAAAUAAUUAUUAAAAAUCAUAUUUUAAUGUGUUUCCUUUGAAUCCUUCGCACGCAAUUUACUUUUGCGAGCGGAGAUUCUUUUCUUGGGCGGUGGAGCAUUGUCGACAUCGCAAGACAACGCCUGGGGGUUAUUCAAUCUGAUGCCUCGAUCGUCGCUUUCGUCCAUAGUUUCAUCGCUGCUGUUGUCUUGAAGGUUGCGGUCAAUAGCUUUGUUGUACUUCUUCGAUUUGCUGGUUAUGGUCGUGAAGCUUUCCUCCUUGUUGUCUGUAUUUUGUUUGGUGGUGAUGUUUGUUGCUAUCGGAGUAUUAGGUGUUGAUUCUAUAUUCGUUUGUUGUUUAACCGUCACUACUUGUUGGACAUUUGUUUGUGCUUUAGUUGUUGGCGUUGAAGUCAAGAUGGUUUUGUUGGUUGUAAGUGAUUUUUUUGUAAGGGUUUCCACGCACGGUUGUCCAUAAUGCGCAGAUUUUUCACAGAACUGACACGUGGCAGUUUGUUGGUCAUAUGUGCACAAUGUGGUCUGUGCAUAGAGGGUGCCAGGUUACAGGGUCACAAAUGAUGGUAUAGGGCGUUUUAGUCGCAUUCUAACCACUCGAACGGUCGACAUCUCGACCAACAAAAUGCAUACAAUACUCACAACAAUAACGGUGCUUUCUUUGUUUAGGGUUUCUAUAGCUUAGCGUGCACGAACCGAACGCGACGGGGAGCUGCUUUGAACGUGACCAGCGUCGUUGGUGGGUAGAAACAGACUGAUCGUUUUAGUUGAUAUACUACAAAACCAGUGUAUCCCCAAUGUACUAAUGAGAAUCAUAACAAAAAAACCAAACAUAUCCAAGGAAAAAUUACAGUAACCCAACCAAAAAUUGCAAUGUAACGCCAUGUACAUUUUUGCGCGAACUUGUUUUUCUAAAAGCACACAUAGUUUCAUGAAUACGAGGAUUAUUACCCAUAAUUUCAGGAACUUGGUCACGAUUUUCGUAAAUCGUUCAGUUCACGUAAUCGUGAUUGUUUGUUCAUAAAUUUAUGAACGGAUUUUUUUCCGCGUAAUUUAACAGAUUUUGGAUGGUGAUCUUUUUAUGCAGUAGGUUUUGAUUGAAGAUCGGUGUGCAUCGUACCUUUUGUUGGAGUUCUUCGAACACCAGUGGUGCUGAAUCACUAGAUUCGUUUGUACGCUUGUAUCGUCCACAGCGAGAAACGUGGGUGCUACGUGUAGCACACGAAAAUUGUCUGCGAACCAUAACCGACACGGAAGCGGGUGAACUUUUCCUCUGAUCAAUACAAUCGUGCAGAUUCGCAGUUUUGUCUUCAAAAUUCAAUAUUCAGUUUCCAGUUGUACCGAUCUUGUUCUCGUUUAUUCACGCCUGCGUCAUUUGCUUUUUUGCUCCUUUUUCCCUUAGAGCAAUAUCUCAUCAUCUAAUAAAAAUUGUUUUUGCUUGGUCUUACAUAACUAGCUUGAGUGUUCUGAAAUGUUUGUUGGAGCAUGAUUGUGGUAAGUAUAUUUCAUUUUCCUUUUUUGGAAAACAUACUUUCUGAAGCAAAAUUGAUUAGGCCUUCCGAAAACCAGUAUAAAAAGUUGACAAUGAGUAUCAAUGAAACUAGAAUCAAUUAAUUGAAUGUUGAUACCAUAUAAAAAGCAUUACUGGAUAAUUUUCAUUGCUCAGUAUUAAUCAUAAGUUCAAUAUUUUCUCGGUCAAUAUUAAAAUGGAAAUGUAGAUUAACGAAAUUAAUAACUCGAUACUAAACGUGCAAAUGUGCUUUGCCGUACGUUAUGUUUUUACAUAGCGUUGUGCAUGCAUUUUUGUCCGAUAUUGAAGAGACAUUUUUGGAAAUAAAUUCUUCAAUUUCAAAAACUUAUCCAUUGAUUGAGGCACAAGACUUUCUUCCAUAAAUGCAAAUUCUUUGCACAACGAUAAUUUUCUGUACAAAGACAGCAUCAAAACUUAUCGCUUAGCCACGUCACUCCCAACGAUUUAUCAAAACCCCACCCCAUUAAAUUGAAACGGUUGGUACGGUUGUCCACGUUUCUUCCUUAUUCAAGGUUCAAAAUAAUUCAAAAUUCAUAAAAUCAUUCAUUAAAUGAAUAAUUUUAUUGUGUAUAAUUUUGAAUCAUCUUCAUUUUGAACGCUGCACAGUUGGCCUGGCCGCUUUAAUGAUUGUGUCACAUAUCAUAUGUGCCACAAACAUUAAUAUUGACAAGAAAAAUUGUAGGCGAACUUCUGAAAUUUUCCAAUUCAUUCCGUUAAUCCCUACAUGUAUUGGCUGUGUAUGUGUAGACUAGACUAGACUAGCCUAGACAAAGACAGCAUCUAAACUUAUAGAACUGGUAUCGUUAUCUAGGGACCAUUCAUAAAUUACGUAACGCAAAAAUUGCCCAAAAUUGGCUCCCCCCUCCCCCCAUGUAACAAAUUGUCACAAAUUUCUUCAUCCCCCCCUCCCCUGUUACGUAACAAAUUCCUAGAAUUUUUUUUCUUCGGUGAAAACAUGUUACGUAACGAUCUAGCUAACUCCCCCUCCCCCCUAUGUCACAACAUGUCACAACUUGUUGUACCCCCUCCCCCCCCCUAAAAGCGUUACGUAAUUUAUGAAUUGUCCCCUAUCAGCAUGCAUGCUUACCGGAACCGACCGAGUCAUACAACUUUCAAACCACUAUACAAUGUUUGAGCGUUUGGAUGCUCACCGUAACGACAAACCGACCAGUAUAAAAAUGUAGGAUUUUGUAGUCAAUAGCGGAUCAGAUUUGCAUGACUCCAGCCGGAAAUCUACUUUUCAGAAGAAAACAAAAACGGUCUCUUUCGCUCUUGUAAAACUUGAAACGAAACAAAGAUUGAUGUUGCUACGCUCCAUUAACUCGGCGGUGAAAGCUAGUGCAUGUCUCGACUCCAUUAUCGGCGUAAGACGUUAUUUGGUUGAAUGCCAUGAACGAUGGAAAGGGAGCGGGCAUAGCGUGGUUAGUAAAUCGGUUGCCUUGUACGCAGCUCAGCUGGGUUCGAUUCUCAACCCCGCGCAUAGGGUUAGCGAUUGCUCCAAAGAGCCUUUUCUAAUUCGAAAAAAAGAGGCGAAUGACCCAAAUGCAAAAAUUAGCUUUAGCUUUCCAAAAGAAUUACCAUAAUCAAAAGCUGGGAAAACAGAUCUUAUUCGUAACAGAAAUUCUUUGUAUAGCGGUGGCUUCUUCCGUUUUAAAUAAUGUGGAGACCGUUCAAGACCAUAUUCCCCAUCUCGAAGCGAGGAUCUUGCAUUGAUAACGUCAGUGUUGCACUUUUAGUUUGUUAAUUCUAGCCAAGCGUACUUAGAGCCUUGGGAAUGUGAUCAGCUCUUUAAAAAUAUUUUCAAAUACCCAAAUAGAAGUCAGUCGAGACAAAAGAUAAAAGUUCCACAACCGCGUUGAAAUUUCGAAUAUUUGCCUUUUUCAUGGAAAAUUUCUUUGCAAAGGUUCUUCCAAACCAGUGAUCAGUAUGAAUCGUGGCAUCUGAAAGUUAAAAUAAACGAACAAACAUUUCAGUUUUUAUGUAAUAUUUUUUCUCAAGAACUCACACAGCUUCUUGGCUCCCUCUGUGCAAGCUCUUUUUAUUUUAUCGGCUUGAAUUAAUUAAUUUUAAUUGAGGUUGCAGUGCCGCAUUUCAAUUUUUCACAGAUGACCGUGGAGAAUAUUCUAGCUAUAAACUCAAAACAGACAUCAAGCAAUUAAAAAUGCAAUUAUUGGCGGCUGUGAAAAUCGGCCAGAUAACAAACCAGCGAGAUAUUUUGAAUAAUUUAUGCUAUGCAUGACUGGAAUUGAUUUCAAUUAUGGAAUUUGUAAGCUUUGUAUAAAAAGUCACAAUCAUAGGCCAUAGAAAGUGGCGGGAUCGUGUGAAUUUUCGUAUUGAAAAUUUAUUCGACUGUUCUUGUAAUAUUUACCCAGAAUAAGAAGUAUAGAAGUAUAUUAUGAGCAUUGUAAUAAAUGCUAAUUAUAAUAAACUUUUGACUAGAUAUUGACUAGUGAUAUAAGAUGCCACAUGCUUUUCUCCUAAAGAUGUACGCUCAAAUCUAGCGACCCGAACAAUCCUAUCAAACGACGUAAAUCGAAUUCAAAAGCUGAGGUGUACAGUUCUAACAUUGUUUUCUGCCUGCACAUAUUUUCUUGACGAGAGCCGCACAACGACCAUUCAAAAAAAAAACUAGUCCAGUAUGUGACCUAAUUGCAAUCUGAGUUUGAAUGUUCUGUCGUAUGCGAUAAAACCAAAUGAUUACAAAACAAAUCCAUAGGAAGUAAGUUGAUCGACAGAUCGCUGAAUGACUCAGUAAAUGCUAAUAGCCACGCACAGCGAAGCAGAUAUUUUCGAUUGAAAUAUGUUGCCACCGUUAGCAGAAUACAUUCGAUAUACUGAUAAAAAAGAUCCUCUAUAUUGCCUUAUAAUGCCUCGAAUUAUUUGAUAGAUAAAAUGUUAAUGGUAAGUAAAAAAACAAAUUUCAUAAAUGUAGUCCUCAACUGACGAGAAAACCAUUACAAUCAAAAAUAAACACAGAAAACAUUGACAAGCAUGGUUUUGAUUAGUACUGCAAUUAAUAUGAGCUAGCUGUUAAGAUGCAAUGCAACACUGAAAAUAUAACUAUUGGAUUAUAACGUGCACAGAAAUAUAUUAUAAAAGAAAGAAAAAGUUUAUACAUAAAGCAAUUUUUGAAACGCAUCACUGUUAAUGGUCAGUCAAAUUUUAUAGCGUAUACUUUUACAGCUAGUUGUUAAAGUUGUUCUUAAAAUAACACAUCAAUGUGCUUCAUUUUCCGUGGUGAUCGAUACGUCUUUCCGUUGCGUUUUUUGGUACCUUGACUACCAUAUUGCAGAAGAUAUAAGAACGCUUCCUUUUAUAUAGCGAACUAGAAGAGGUAUGAAUAGCGAAGAGAUGAUAAAUAACAAAUGUUGUAGAAGAAACGAAUAAAUUGUACAGAGCAAUCAAACUCACACCUAGAAUGAUAGAAACCAGAAGCAAAAUAAUGAGAAUUCCAUAUAUUUCAAAUAACAUAUAUAAAUAAACACUGUUGUAAAGAUAAUAAAACAGCGCAUAAACGAACAGAGCGAGGAGGAAAAGGAGCUAUCCUUUUAUUUUCUGGUUAAUAGAAUAUGGAUAUGCCACAAGCAAGCGGAUAUGGCGCAGUGGUAAGAUUGACAGCAAGCAUGGCAUUGUCAAGCCAAGCUGAAGACGGCAGGUGUUGAAAAUAGAUAUUUAGGCUUUUCAAGUGAGUGAGAUCGAAACGAACGACGUGUUACAAGCAUAUUGGGGGGUGUAAACAUUAAUAAACGAAAAUAGAA